CACUUUGUAUGUAUGUUGAGAAAGUACAUACAUAAUCUAUGAUUGAUUGAUUCUUAUAUAUCUCUCUACUUCUGGCUCACUUUUGUCUGCGGGUGUUUUUCUCUCCAUUCGUGCACUCAGCCAAUGGCAUUGCUCGGACUGUGGAAAUGGAUGGUGUGUCUAUAUUUAGAAGCAGGGAAGGAGGGCAAAGCAAAAGUAAGCCGUGGAGAGGGAGGGAGAGAAAGAGGAGGCAAGUAAGGAGAAGAUCAAUCUGCAUUCUGCCGCUGACUGGAGUCGGAAUCGGUUGGAGCUCCAGACUGAUUUGAAGGAGAAGCAUUAUCACAUCAUCGAUUCCAAACAACACACCAUCACUGCACAACAACACCUGGCUUUGCAAGAGCAGAGCGGACAAGAAAUUUAUUUGGCCUCAAGGAAAACCAAGCAGAGAUGCGGCCAAAGUCCAAACUCUUGUUCAAGCGACGUCUCAUGCUGCCCACGAUCAAAGAAGGGGACACUGAGGAGACAGUGAGAGACUGGAAAGAGAAUAACACACUCAGCAUGACGGGUCAUUCCGUCUCCUCAGAUGACUACCUCCUCUCCAUCUGCCACCUGGCCCACCCCACCUUCCCCAUCAGGGAUGUUUCCCCUGAUAACGUGUGCACAUGCCUGCAGCUGACACAGCACGGUGGGAAAAGGCCGUCGUCCUUCAGGGUCAGCCGCAGUGAGGAGAACCUGUCGUCCAGGUGCCUCGGCAACUCUGAUCCUUUGGAGUACCUCUAUGGACACCAGAGUCACCUCUCUGUCCUCUGCAGCAGCCAGCCAGGAGCUAUGAGGAGGGCGUUUUCAAGACAGAAUGGGCCAGUAUGGGAGGCUCGCACCCGGGCUCACAGCAUCCCAGCUGCUUCCCCCACAGAUCUCCCGUGGCAAAGCAAGAGCAGCUGCUCUCAGCUGGACGCCAUCGCCGAUGCAUCUCCUCUGAGCUCGGGGGAGGAGGAGCGACAGAAUCCCACCAUCAAACCAUCCCUGAUCUCUCGGUGGAUCUCUGACUGCAGGUCGGCUUGGGGGGAUGCACGUGCACGAGCCUGCAUGCUGCCCUCCAUCGCUGAAGUACAGACGGUGCAGAAACGCCACCCACCACUUCUUUAAAGAUCUCACUGUUGUCAGCGUCACAGAGACACGAGAUGUUUGAUGCCGUUGCAUAUGAGGAAAAGGUGGAACAUUUUGAAUGGAGAAUGAUGUUGUAAUGAUCUGUGAUGUUCUGAUUGUUAUUGUGGUUGUUUGAUGUUAUGAGCUAUGAUAGUGAACAUGCAAAAAAUAGUGAAAAGUGACAAACCUGCAAAAUCAUUUUAUACCUUGCUGUUUUUGUGGUGUAAUAUGAAUAAAUACAUUUAUAUAUAUAUA
Messenger RNA from Thalassophryne amazonica, 1380 nucleotides. RefSeq names its product protein DEPP1. The record is from RefSeq and is a predicted model, not a curated record. NCBI's taxonomy places the organism in Eukaryota, Metazoa, Chordata, Actinopteri, Batrachoidiformes, Batrachoididae. The transcript is spliced from 2 exons. The coding region runs from base 427 to 1125 and encodes 232 amino acids. Gene Ontology annotation, cellular component: mitochondrion. Gene Ontology annotation, biological process: regulation of autophagy.